This is a messenger RNA of Oreochromis aureus, 656 nucleotides long. RefSeq names its product dual specificity protein phosphatase 13-like. Lineage: Eukaryota; Metazoa; Chordata; Actinopteri; Cichliformes; Cichlidae. The record is from RefSeq and is a predicted model, not a curated record. Gene Ontology annotation, biological process: negative regulation of MAPK cascade; protein dephosphorylation. The transcript has 3 exons. Gene Ontology annotation, molecular function: protein tyrosine/serine/threonine phosphatase activity; MAP kinase phosphatase activity. The coding region runs from base 1 to 630 and encodes 209 amino acids. Gene Ontology annotation, cellular component: cytoplasm.
AUGACAGACAGAAAGUCCUCCUCAGGUGCUGCCACAGGUGUGAUAUGUGAUAUACAAGAUUUGGAGCCAAAACAGGAGAAGUGUGUGGCAGGGGGAUCAGAGAGAAAGUGGGAGAUCCCAUCUCUCCAGGAUCUGGAGGAGGUUUUACACUCAGCUCCAAGCUCCUGUCGACAUGGAGACGAGGUGUGGCCGAAUCUGUUUCUGGGAGACAUGUUUAUGUCUCAUGACAAGUUUGGGCUCUACCAGCUAGGGAUCACUCAUGUGCUGAAUGCCUCACAUGGUAAACUCUGCUGUAAAGGUAGUGAUGAUUUCUAUGGAACCACAGUGAAAUAUUAUGGAGUCCCUGCCAACGACCUCCCCACAUUUGACCUCUCGCCGUAUUUCUACCCUGCGGCUGAGUUCAUUCACCAGGCUUUGACAUCAGGAGGGAGAGUGUUUGUGCACUGUGCUGUGGGUGUGAGUCGUUCAGCUGCAUUGGUCCUAGCCUACCUGAUGAUUCAUCAUCACCUCAGUCUGUUGUCCUCUAUACGUUGUGUGCAGCAGAAGCGCUGGAUUUUUCCCAACAGAGGCUUCCUGCGACAGCUCAUAGGCCUGGACCAAAAACUGCAGGAUGAUGGUUUAAAUGAGUAAGAAAGCCAGAAACAACCCUCUAUUUC